CAAAAACCUCCUCCAGUUCCUAAACACCAGUUUCCAUAAUACUCUUCUUCUUUUUUAUCAUUUCCCAGUUUGUAAGCUGAUAAUGGGUGUGUUCACUUAUGAAACGGAGUUCACCUCAGUCAUCCCCCCACCGAGAUUGUUCAAGGCUUUUAUCCUUGAUGCUGACAAUCUCAUCCCAAAGAUUGCUCCGCAAGCAGUGAAGUGUGCUGAAAUCGUUGAAGGAGAUGGAGGUGUAGGCACCAUCAAGAAGAUCACCUUCGGUGAAGGCAGCCAGUUCGGCUCAGUGACCCACAAGAUCGAUGGGAUUGACAAAGAGAACUUUGUGUACAGCUACAGUUUGGUCGAAGGAGAUGCCUUGUCCGACAAGAUUGAGAAGAUCUCUUACGAGACCAAGUUGGUGGCAUCUUCCGAUGGAGGCUCCGUCAUCAAGAGCACUAGCAACUACCAUACCAAAGGUGACGUGGAGAUCAAGGAAGAGCAUGUUAAGGCCGGAAAAGAGAAGGCAUCCCACCUCUUCAAGCUUGUUGAAGACUACCUCUUGGCCAAUCCUAAUGAAUACUGUUAAACUUCUUGCCAGUUUGUCGUCCAUUUCGAAUCAGCUGAUUUUCCAGUUGGAUUGUUGAACCCUUGGAUGUUGUAAUACUUUGAAUUAAAUAAAAAGCUAAAAUAGCACUUUGC
Fragaria vesca subsp. vesca is the source of this 678-nucleotide messenger RNA. RefSeq names its product major allergen Pru av 1-like. The transcript has a single exon. Bases 83 to 565 code for a protein of 160 amino acids. Gene Ontology annotation, cellular component: cytoplasm; nucleus. Gene Ontology annotation, molecular function: abscisic acid binding; signaling receptor activity; protein phosphatase inhibitor activity. Gene Ontology annotation, biological process: abscisic acid-activated signaling pathway; defense response. Lineage: Eukaryota; Viridiplantae; Streptophyta; Magnoliopsida; Rosales; Rosaceae. The record is from RefSeq and is a predicted model, not a curated record.